Molecule: messenger RNA, 3199 nt
Organism: Zootermopsis nevadensis
Lineage: Eukaryota; Metazoa; Arthropoda; Insecta; Blattodea; Termopsidae
Source: RefSeq, a predicted model, not a curated record
UUAUCCAAGGCCACUUUCAAUAAUUCGGCAUUGUCCGAGGCCACUUCCAAUAAUUCGGCAUUGUCCGAGGCCACUUCCAAUAAUUCGGCAUUGUCCGAGGCCACUUUCAAUAAUUCGGCAUUGUCCGAGGCCACUUCCAAUAAUUCGGCAUUGUCCGAGGCCACUUCCAAUAAUUCGGCAUUGUCCGAGGCCACUUCCAAUAAUUCGGCAUUGUCCGAGGCCAAUUGAAAUAAUUCAUGUCACUCACAUCGCCUAAGUUUCGUUAUUGUUAUCCCAGACCGACUACAAAACUGGAGUAUCACCUCUUGUCGGAUGUUCGAGAUCAUUCAACGUACGUGACGUGCCCGUUACAGUUGCCCGUACUUAACCAAAAAAGUGGCGAAUAUCGACAAGUUUUAGUAAAACUCCGCCAUAUCAAAUUUCACGAAAAUUAAUUCAAGUUAUUUUCCAUUUCCUAUACGCAGAUAGGAUUUUUUGUGAUUUUCAGUUUCGAAAGCGCCCAAAAACCACCAGUGAAAGGGUUAUAAUAUCUUAAUGUUUUACUGAACGGAAAUACCAAUACCGAAAUGGGACUACGCCGUGGCGCGGAUUGAUACAUUGUCCGGCCAAGUGAGCGCGAGGCAUGGACCAUUCGCUGCAUUUAUUGAACUAUGCAGCCUACCCCGGAAAUUUAUUUGCUGUUAGGACAAUAGCGUGUGUUGUCUGAAUUGAGACGAGUGAAUCGAAUCGGACCCUUGAAAUUGUGUUUCUUUUCUUCGACUAAAACCGAUGAAAUGCGGGAAAGCAGCCCGAAAUCUGUGACUGAAUUGUAGGUCAUGACAGUUCACACUAUUUUGCCAGAAUCACGGGAAAUGGACGUGAUAUUUUCACUUUUAUUCUUCAUACUCCUCCGACUCAUUCGCGGGGGAAAAAAAAACUCGAAUGGCACGCGAAUGUUUUUUGAAAAGUCUGAUCCACCAUCAAGGGAGACCUACAAUUUGACAGAAUAAGAAUUUAGAAAAUCGUUCUAAAGGAGUUAUCAAAUUUUAAAUAGGGUAAAGGAACAAGAGCGUGAAGCUGACCGAGUGUCUUGUAUCUAAAGACAGGGUAUCGAAUGCGUGGAUCUUUAAUCCCAUGUCUCUUAGACGCCUUAAUAGUAUCCUACUUAGAUACAGCGCAAGGGAUACGAAUGGAAUGAAGAGAAAUCACGUCCAAUCAUUUAACAGCAAGCGAAUUAAAAGUGAUUUUAUUAAUACGUCAUAGCUUUUGGGGACAGACCACUUCGAAGACUCAUUCUUCGUUGGGGAAGAUAAUAUUAAAGCGGAUAAACGGGUUCUGCGAAUGGAGUGAACUUAGGCUCUUUAUUUUUGAGAACACGGCUAUUAAUUUUCGUGUUCCAAGACAGGGCAGUCAUCGAUCGAAUUUGUACCUGUAAACUGCUCAUGAAAGUUUGUCAGUCUUUUAGUUAAUCGGUGGUAUCGCCAGCUGCUGGCCCACUGGUACUGAUACCCACCUGACACUACUUCCUCUAGCUUCAGAUGUGAAAACAAAAGAACAGAUCUGUGUAAGAACAGCAAAUGAAUUAGUUUUGUGCACGAGUUUUAGUUGUCGCCUUUUUAUUUCACAGAACAAUGAGUGAUGUGAAACAGAGGCAAAGAUUCUUGAAAAGAAACACCGACUGAUCCCAAUAGAUCACAACAAACGCCAGUUUUUGCUGGUGGCCGCCCCAUAUUCUGCGAAUCAGUCACCAUCCUCCCCUGGCGGUUCAUCUCGCCCUGGUAUAUAUAUAUCGGAGACAUCAGCUGAUGUCAGUAUCAGUUACCUGUGCAGAGCACCUCAAUCGACAAGUCUCUUGGAAGACCAUCCCUGACUCCUUGUAGUAAAAUCUUACUUCAACUCAAGAUGAAAGUCAAGUGUCUGAUCCUCUUCGUUUGCUUUGGCGUAGCUGCCUGCAUUCCAACUGAUCUAGCAGCAGAGGAGUCCUCUAUGCUGGAAAUCAGAGCAAAGCGUGAACAUUCAGUCAACGAGAAUGACCAUGACUUUGGCAACCUGGGUUCCGCCACCAAGAAUUACGGCUAUGGGGGUGCCUACGGAGGCAAUGGACACCACCACGGCGUGGGGUACAGCAUCGGCAGUGGCUUGGUGUCAAUCGCCCAGGGUGCAGCUGACCAGGCCAAUACUGCCAUCCAGAACCAGCACGAAGCCGGCGGGCAAGCAGCUUUCCAGGCGAAGAACAGUCUUGCGCAGAACGCAGCUGCGGCCGCAGCUACCGCGCAGGCAGCCCUAACAGGAAAGCAAGUAAUCGUGAGCAACCUAGAGCAGCAAGCCCGCGACACUCAGGGCCAGGUCGACUCCGAGGCUCAGCAGCUGACACAAGCCCAGCGCGCAGCCGCGGCUACCCAGCACUCUGCCCAGCACGCCCAGGCACAGGUCCGGUCGCUGACAGCUGCCCUGAACGCCGCACAAACCAACGCUGACCAGGCAGUACGAGCUGCACAGGAAGCUGCGUCAGAAAUGGCAUCUCAGAGCAACAUGUUGGCGGCUGCCAAGCAGCGUCUGGCCGUCGUGACGGAUCAGCUGGCUGACGCACGAGCAGAUCUCGAGGCCACACAGAAUGCAGCACACCGGGCCGCUGCUGCUGCCCAGACAGCCCAGGCCAAUGCUGCCAAACACGCUGUUGGCAUCCAUGGAGGAUUCGACGAUGCAGGUUUCAGGGGUGGCUUCCAUCAUCAUUUCUAGUUUAGCUUCAGUCCACUUUCUUACCUCUCUCAAUUCCUUAGUUACUUUCUUCUUUAUUAACAACCUUCUAUUAUCCUAUUAUCGUUUAUUCCGUCCUUAAUCCAUUCUUUUCUUUCUUCCCACUUUCCCUCCUUCUGCUCUUUUAUUUCUCCCCUCGUUGAUUCGUUCUUCCUCUUUCCAUACUUCUCGUCCCUGAUAUAUCCAAGGGACGUCUAUUUACCAGUGCAAUAUACAUAUAUACACAGAUAUUUAGAAAUUAACACCUACUUAUAUUAUACAAUGUGUAAGUACAGGCUACUGAGGUUGGAACAGGACAAACACAUGACAUUCCACAGGAAUGCACAAUGUGUGGAACGUAGCUCACUCUUACACCAAACCUAUAAUAAAAUUGUUUGCUGUUAAUUCUGUUUCUUCAUGCUAAGGCUUCAGGCAUGUUUAUGUAAGAAUGGCUUUUAUAAUAAAGAGAAGCUUAUUAACAAGA